UUCGCCCCUCAAACAAACGGGGCGAAUGUAUCACUCACUUCACCUGCCCACUUUCAUAUCGCGAGGGCUUUCCUCGAGGUCCAACGAGAACAAAUAGUAAUAUGAACCAAACGCCAUAAAAUCCAAAUCAACUCUAUCCAUUGCGACUCUCUCUCUCUCUCUCAUCACCAUGAAACUUUCGUUCCUGCAGUGCAGUAGUAGUAAAGCAACGGUUUCUCAGCCUCUCUCACUUCUUCAUAACCCAACAACAACAUUCACAUUCUCAUGCUCUCUCAAACCCAAAGUCCCCAAUCUCAUCAAGACCACCACAGCCCGAAUCUCAGCCACAUCAAGAGACCUCCCAGCGCGCGACCGAGUCAUAGACUUUGGGAGACACAGGGGGAAAAUGCUAGGGACCCUUCCUUCGAGCUAUCUUAAGUGGGUCUCCAACAAUCUCCGAGCUCGCGACUUGCAAGAGUGGGCUGUGCUGGCAGACCAAGUCCUCGACGACCCUGUUUACAGGGAUCGAAUCGAGUGGGAGUUCGCCCAGAAAGUCCUGAACGGCGACGACGGAGUCCGCGGCUCUCCGAGAUCUGAGGGCGCGGUUUCUGAACUGCUUGAAAUCAGCGAGAGGUUCGGUUGGGACAACGAUGACAAGGUGGGUUGGAGCAGGAUCGAUUUUGGGAUUCUUGGGACAUCGAAAGGGGGGAGGAUACCGAGGAGGAGGGUUUCAGAGGAGAAUUGUAUUUGUGGGGGUUUGGAGAGAGAAUCGAAGUUGAAGAGAGGGAGUAGGGUUAAUGGUUUUGAUGGAGGAGAAGGAGGUGGGAGGGGUAGAGAGAUGAGGAGAGAGAGAAUGAGGAUGAGGAUGAAGAAGAGGGGUGGGUUGAGACUGGGAACAAUGGAGAAGACAACAAUGAGGUUGGGGUUUGGAAGAGGAAAUGGGAAAGUUGAAGAUGCUGAUGCUGAUGCUGAUGAUCAGGUGAGGAAUGAAGAUCGGACGGUGGAGAGUGAGAGUCCCUUUCCUGGACGUCAAUCGCUUUUGCAGAAAGUGCUCAAUAGCCGGAAAAGAUUUUCCUAAACAUAUCUGUUCUUUCCAAAUUGUCGCUAUAUAAAUGUAAAAUUAUUUUGUCAAUCGCGCAUUAGGUAGGGACCACUGUGUUGCUCUUUCGACUUGGCUAGUUUCAUGAAUUUUUUUAACUAAAAUCAUUUUAGGUUCAAUGUUUUAAAUUCGAGUUGUUUUCAAUUUAUUUAUAAAAUGUAAGUUUAUUUUUAAACACAACUUGGAAUUUAAAAUAGAAUUUGUGUUUAAUAUAUUUUUAAAAUUAUGUAUUAAAUAUACAACUUUAAUUUAAAAUUAUAUUUAAAAAAAAUAUAAAUUAGUUAAAUUAUCAAAUAUCUACUUCCAAGCCAGCAGCACCUCUUGCCCAAAAGGUUUUAGUUUUUAGUUUUAACUAUUAAUUUUAUUAAAGAAUAUCUCUAUUUAUCAAAAAUAAAUUAAUUAAUUAAAUGGACGUGAAAAAUAGAGAUAUUAAUCUCUUUAAUUUAAUUCAUAAAAUAAUUUUAAAUAAAAUUAAAUAGAGAAUUUUUUUUUUUCAUAUAAAUCGACACUAGCGUAGUUUAAUUUGAAUUUUUUUAUUUUUUUUCCCAUUGUUGUUUGGUGAGAGGAGAACACUACAUGUGUGUUGGCUAGCUUUGCUACUCGUCCAGCUGCCGUCCUUCUAUCUCUCUUUCAAGUCCCAAGCUGAGAGAGAGAGAGAGAGACCUCUCCUCUCUGCUCUCACCUUCUUCUCUCAG
Molecule: messenger RNA, 1773 nt
Organism: Camellia sinensis
Lineage: Eukaryota; Viridiplantae; Streptophyta; Magnoliopsida; Ericales; Theaceae
Cellular component (GO): plastid
Molecular function (GO): protein binding
Source: RefSeq, a predicted model, not a curated record